Molecule: messenger RNA, 9035 nt
Organism: Bemisia tabaci
Lineage: Eukaryota; Metazoa; Arthropoda; Insecta; Hemiptera; Aleyrodidae
Source: RefSeq, a predicted model, not a curated record
ACUUUAUGUCCUUGAAGAGAGAAUCGGGAGUGGAAGAGAAUUAGGAAUAUUUGUAACACCGAUGACGUUCCUCACUACGGCGAAAUUUUAAAAUUAUUCUCAGUGUUUUUGAAGUUUUACUGUACUUAUCCAAGUAAUUAGUGCGUUCUUUAUUUCGUUUGUUUCGCGACGUGCCGGAGUUCGCUUGCAUUAUACGGGACUUCUCUGCUGACGUCCCCAGUAUUAUCAAACCGCUUUCUGAUCGUUCUACUUAGCACUGACUCAAGUCUCCUCACUGCACUUUUAGUGUUUAUUUCGAGUUUUUUCGAAUCUGAACAUUGAUAAUUUCUUAAUUUCCCUCAUUCGCAACGGUAGACGGAUCGCAUCGCCCGUCAUGAAUUUUUGUUACAUUGAAUUUAGUCUGAUCUCUACUCUUGAGAAACCGUCUGAGUGACACUCCCCUCGAAGUUUCUGUGUGUUUAUGUGCGAGAUCUAAGAUUCUGUCUAGUUUAUUUUUGUGCCGUCUGAAUUUUUACAUCAUGCAUUUUCGUUAUAGCGUAAUCGCAACACUUACCGUGAUUAAUAAGAUAUGUUGAAUUUUGUGAGAGAAAAGAAAUGCCUGGCGCAGUCGGAAUAGAUCUUCUUAGUCAUGCCCUUACGUCAUCAGUAAAGCUGGUAAUGGUAGCACAAGUGCUUAUUUGGAUCUGUGAAGCUUGCAAUGGCUGAUAAUUCCCUGACAAAUGCUUGCUUGCUGGUGAACAGGAGGGUCGAACAGAUGCAAGAGCAUCGUUUCACGUGUACUGAAAUCACUCAAAGGAGAGUUGUAAAGGACAAAAAUCCAGACAUGCCUCAGUACAUGGGUCACCCAGAAAUAGCGCAGUCUAGCUCUUACUCAGUUGACGUCUCUUAUCACCCAGCAAAUGGGCAUCCAGGCAGUCACUCGCCUAAUUCUUCUCUGCAAAGCGAAGAAAAUCCAACACUAGUUUCAAGAACGCAGAAACAGCAAACAACUCAACAAAUAACAACUGUAACCAAAGUCAUUCGGGAAGUUCAUCACAUGGGUCCUGAUGGUGAAGCACCUCCUGUUGACUAUGUCGCAUUUGCUGCCCCUCCAGGCUCUACCCAAGAGCACAUGUUGCCCCAGAACUCAGGUCGGCAUUAUGGGGAACAGUAUGGACCAACAUACCAUGAUUACGAUCACUUUCCUCCUCAAGGAAAUCUGUCUGUUAGUGGCCUAUACUCCAGCUCAGUAGGAUGUUAUCAGCCAUAUGGUAACACCCCAAAUUAUGCCGAACAGCCUCCAACUCCGCCGAGUCCAAGCGAACGCAGCGAAUCUCCUCCACCUGCACAUGCUUAUCUUGACAAAGGUGUCCCAUAUUUGCCGUCCGGAUACGACGAACUGGAUGCGACGCAUAUGCUACAACGACCGGAGCAUUUCAGAAUAACACCGUCGCCAGGAGAUGUAAGCGACCGCUAUGGAAUGAGAUGGCGUGAUCCAAAUUUAACUGAAGUCAUUAGCUUUUUAAGUAAUCCCAAUAACUUAAUCAAGGCAAAUGCAGCCGCAUAUCUUCAACACUUAUGCUACAUGGAUGAUCCAAACAAGCAGAAAACAAGAUCAUUAGGUGGUAUUCCACCUUUAGUUAAGCUUUUAAACAAUGAAAAUCCAGAUGUGUAUCGAAAUGCUUGUGGUGCUCUAAGGAAUUUGUCGUAUGGUAGGCAGAAUGAUGAAAAUAAGCGAGCAAUUAAAACAGCUGGCGGAAUCCCUCUUUUAAUUAAUUUACUAAGAAAAUCUAUAGAUGCAGAAGUUAAAGAAUUAGUAACUGGAGUUCUAUGGAAUCUCUCAUCGUGUGAGGAUUUAAAAAGGUGUAUUAUAGAUGAUGGAUUAGGUGUAAUAGUAAAUCAUGUAAUUAUACCACACUCUGGAUGGGACCCUGUCAAUCCAGGAGAGACACUUUGGUCGACAGUUUUUAGGAACACAACAGGAGUUUUAAGAAAUGUGAGUUCAGCUGGAGAAUAUGCCCGGAAGAAACUCCGUGAAUGUGAAGGGUUGGUCGAUGCAUUACUGUAUGUCGUCAAAUCAGCUGUAGAAAAGUCAAAUAUCGGCAACAAAAGUGUAGAGAAUUGUGUCUGUAUUCUGCGUAAUCUAUCAUAUCGUUGCCAAGAAGUAGAAGAUCCCAACUAUGACAAGCAUCCUCUUGUGCCACAGAACAAAGUCAGUCCACAAUCCAAAGAGGCCAACAGCAAACUGAUAUCUGGUGACAAUUUAGGAUGUUUUGGUGGGAGCAAGAAGAAGAAAGAAGCUGAGGCAAACGAUCAAAGAGAAACGAGUGUUACUAAUCCUAAUUUGUUGCCCAAAUCUGGUCCAGUGAAAGGUUUAGCCCUACUAUGGCAACCAGAGGUCGUUCCGCUGUAUCUAGCCCUACUUCAAAGCUGUUCGAAUCCAGAAACCUUAGAAGCAGCUGCGGGGGCACUCCAGAAUCUAGCCGCCUGCUACUGGCAGCCUAGUAUAGAAAUUAGAGCUGCUGUACGAAAAGAAAAAGGUCUCCCAAUUCUAGUGGAACUCCUCCGAAUGGAAGUUGAUCGAUUUGUGUGUGCUAUAGCUACUGCCCUAAGAAACUUAGCCAUAGAUCAAAGGAACAAAGAAUUGAUUGGAAAAUAUGCCAUGAGAGAUUUAGUCCAAAAAUUACCGUCAGGCAAUCCACAACAUGAUCAUGGGACAUCAGAUGACACCAUAGCCGCCGUUCUAGCCACUCUCAAUGAAGUGAUUAAGAAAAAUGCUGAAUUUUCAAGGUCUCUACUGGAAGCGGGAGGUGUAGAGCGCUUAAUGAACAUAACAAGACAGCGGCAAAAGUAUACGCCAAGAGUUCUGAAGUUUGCUGGACAAGUCCUUUUCACUAUGUGGCAACACCAGGAACUUCGAGAGGUCUAUAAGAAACAUAACUGGAAAGAACAAGACUUCGUGACAAAAACCAUUGCUGCUAGAAACGCUGGUCCGAACUCCCCUAGCAAUGCCAGCAGUACAUUGAACAGGCCAAUGGCUAGCCAAGGUGGCACCCGCUAUGAGGACAGGACUAUUCAAAGACCAACGACAGCUCAAAAUUCUGAUCAUAGCAUGGGAAAUAAUAUCGCAGGUCCAUCAAACCCAGCCGUGGUGAAACCAGGAGAGCCUUUGUAUGCACAGGUGAACAGAGAAAAGAAAAAGAACCGGCAGUUUGAUGGGAACUUAGUGCAAGGAAGUGGAGAAGUUUGGGCUUACGAAGAGAACCAAGUCAAAGACGCUGUAACUCCGAGCGGAGGUGACUCAUGGGUGUAAAAUGACAGCACUUUCCCCUCCAAGUAAAGCUUUGCCUCGUCCCUUGCAUUGCGAUCAACCAAAGACUUUUCACUGCGUCAAGGUUUGCCAUACAUGUAAAACUAAAAAACUUAUCAUGGAUUUUUCGAGGAAGUUCUCUUUCUUUUACUCUCUCAUAAGAAAACUAUCUGACCUCUUUGCAUUUAAUUUUUAAGAAAUGCAAGUCAGGGCAGAGGAAUCUUUCAGUAUUGCAGAAAAUCAUAACAAUUGACUUUUCCCCUCCAUGAAAGUGAAAUACGCCAGGAUGUUAGUAUUAUUUCUGAUUGAGAUUUGGAUUUUUUAGCUCCACUACUAUCAUAGUUGUGUCUAAGGAACAGUAAAAUGCAACCUAAUGAUUUCAGUUCCAUUCCUUUCACUCUCAUAAAGAAUCAGGUUUCACCCGAUUGCUCAGUUGUAAAUCGCUCACUAUGUUCCUUCCACAAACACAAAUUUUUUUCGAAGCUUCUAGAGCCCUCUAUGAUUCUGUUGCAUGGAAGAGAUACAGCCUAGUGAAAAGCUUUUUUCUGUGUAGAACCACACAAAAAUCACCAUGGGCACAUAAAAUAAGUCUGAUAUCCACCUUUAGCUAGUAACUUGCUCGGGUUAUAACACGCUUUUUCGAAUUUCCUGCGUUUGCAGUUAGUUUCUUUUGGUUGCUAUGGACCACAUUUGCCCAGAAAAAGACAAAAAGAAGCCUAACCUAAAUAAACAGUCUUGCAAUUUUUUUUUGCAUAUAAUUUCAGUUGUUUUCUUAGGCAUUUGUUUUCUUUUAAUUCUCAUACAUAUUUUGCAGAAACAAAAGCUUUAAAUCAACUGAAACAGUACAAGACGAAAGUUGGUAACAUUAGUAAGAUUGCUCGUUCAUUUUGGUUCAGUAUUCAAGUGUUUCUCUCUGGGCAAAUUCUCUUUUGAUUUCACCAACAGGAAGACACUAGCUGUAUCCCUUAAAUGCAACAGAUCCAUUUAUUCUCAUUUCAUGAGUUUCAUUUUUUGUGUCAAGUUUUAAUGGUGUUGGAAGCACCUUCUCACAGUUUUUCUACUAUUAAGACUUUUAUAGCUUUUUUUCACAAUCGUCUAGGAGCUAAUUUUUUACUCGUACGCUUAUUCCAGUAGUUUGAAUUUUUAUAUAGAUUCUAUCUUCCUCAGGUUAUUGACCACUUGUGACUGCAGUGGAUUUUCUCCCCUCAGUAGUUAGUACUCCCUUGCUCUUGACCUCAGCUCAAUUGGUAAUUUUUAAGCUCAGAAUUGUAGCAUUUUUACGUCUAAUUUUCUGAAGCCUGUUAUACUCAAAACUUUUACUAGACGGUUCAAUGGUUUAAAUAGCCAAGCAAGUGAUCGAUCAGUAUUACGAAGAUACUUGGUGAGAUUAAAAUUUCAUCUCUCCGUAUUAACGAAUAGAAUAAUAGUCCAACACUAAAUGAGAAAAAGGAAUGAUGUAAGGAUUUUUGAAACAGAAAAAACGAGUUAUCAAACACUCGAAUGGCUCCUUAUCUGUUCUAAAGUGUGUUUUGAAUAGGGUGAAAUCUGUAUAGUUUUUUGUGCUCAUUUAGCUCAUUUUCAGCCAGUUCUUAUCUGCAUCCUCCAUGUCAAGCUCCUAAUAUACAGGGUGAUUCAAAAGUCCUGCACCGUCUCUACAGCCCCUAGGGGUCUAGCCCCUUUUCUGAGCGGCCCCUUUUAAAGUUAGGGGAUUUCCAUACGUAGUUUUCUUUGACCUUGGAGCACUCACAAUAUUUCAAGUUUCUAUCUUGAUUUGUUGAAAAAUUACUUCGGCUGUGCCUGGUGCUGGUUGUGCUGGACUUUUGGAUUACACUAUAUACCAUAACCAAAUCAGUUAAAGGGGUUGUACGCAGCACUCUCAGUGGAAAUCUCAACUCACUCAGACAAUCAGCCUGAUGUAUCAUUGCAUUUAAUAUAGAGAUGGUAAAGAAAAAAGUUUUACCAUUUUUUUAGUCAUUCUGUGAAACUAGACGCAUUAAAAAAUCAUCUGCUUAAAAAAGAGAUCACAUUGCAUUUAUAAUAACCUUUAAUUUCUUUCAUUUGAACCAAUUGGUCAUCAACAAAAGAAAUUUUACACUUGAACCUCGUCUUUAAACUCUUUGUUUAGUUCCUCACAUAGAUUUUCCAUCUGCAGUCUCCACUCAUUGACUGACUUUUUUAACCUGUCCCUGUCUUAAACUCCUCAUCUAACUGAUGUCUGAUUUUUCUGAGGGCAUUAUUUUGUGCUUUUCUUAACUUUUGACAUAAAAUCCUGUCAAAUCCCUUUAUGAUAAUGUAAUUGCUGUAAAAAAAAUUGAUAAUGAGGGCUUAUUUCGUCUUGUCUGCGGGUAUUCAUUUCGCAUUAAAGAAACAAGUCUGUUUCAACUAGAUUAAGCUGAAUUAAGGCGUUAGGUGCAGAACAAGCAUUUCUCAGUUGCAGUGUUUCAGAAUCUCCAGUGCUAAUUUAUCCUUUUGAAAGGAAACUAUCGGGUGAAUUUUCUAAAAUAUCACGUUCUCAGCAUUGUAAAAUUGUAAAGAAUAUUCAGUAAAAGUCACAACGAAUUACAUAUAUCUGCUCCAACCAUACCGGAUGAAACGCUAGCAGAGAUUUUGAGACACCGCAACCAAGAAAUGCCCUUUCUGAGCCCAGCGCUUCAAUUAUCUUUGUAGAGGUGUCGGUAGCUAGGUUGGCAGUUGUUCACUUUCUGUUUACAAACAAUGGCAAUGCUUUUGUCAGCUAGAUUGACUGCCGCCUGAAUGCGAGCAACGCUGCCACCGUUUGCAGAGACAUAAAUCAGUCUACUGUGCGUGGCAAUUAGAAGUAAACAACGGCCAGAUUAGCUGACAACACCUCAAAUAUCCCAUCAAGUGUCAAUAUUUUAACUGAAUCUCAACGAACUGAAAACUGUUUAAUGAUGGUGCCUCACGAAAUAUUUUCAUCUUACAAUUUUAUUAGUUUUACCUUUACUUAUAAAUUUUUUCUCUCUAAUAUAAGCUGGAACUCUCAUCAUUUGAUUUGAAUCUUGAUUAGUCUUUCAAAGAGUUGCAUUCUAUGUCAUAAUCUACUCCUCCCAAAACUCUUCAAAAAUUGAAAAAUUUCAGAAUUGAAUGAGUCCAUUUUUACAGGUAUUUAGUUUUUACUAUAAAUUACAUUCCACAAUGGUUGACAGCAAGUCUGCGCACGGGUUCCAAGGUUGAUUUCAAGAAAAGAUGCUGAUUUUCAAUUUUGAGAGCUUAAGAUAAAGACGUAUGUUAAAAUAGUGACAAAAUGCUGGGACUCAACUCUUUUCAAAAAUGUUUGGCAUUUACUUUCGACAGUGGCUCCCAAAAUUUAGAGAGGGGACUGAGUUAGACUCAGAUUCAUGUCUACCUUUCAUUAUUCUGUUGAUGUUCCCUCUUAUUGUAGGUUAAAGCCAACAAUGAAAUUUAAAGACUCUCUUUUUGACCUGGAGAAUUUUUUAUUUUUAAAGUAUAGCAUCAGUUUUUUUUCAGUUGUAUGUUCAGUCAGAGUAAAUAUCAUUGUAUGGAAUCCACUGUGGAGAAUGUCUAAAGGGCUACUCUUGGGUUGGGCUUACUCUACAAUUCUGCUGGGCAGUAUGUAUUGAAUUCUCAGCUUUUUACUUUCUCUUCCGGCUUUUGAAGAUAACUUAGAGGAAAAUUCAAAAUAUCCUAGACUUGAAUGUCUUGUUCUGCAAGGCACAGUUUAAGAAAGGAACUGACUGAAUUUUGGUUCAUUUACAUAAGAAGGUUGGCAGACAAAAGCAUCUUUGAGGAAGCUCCAAAGGUGCUCUGUUUCAUUACUUCUCAUCCAAGUUUCCGGUUUCUCAUGAUAGAGGUGCAAAUGACUCAAAAACAAAAGUAGGUAAUACGUCAAAAAAUGUUAAGGGUAGAAGUUGAUUAACAUCGUUGUAAGUUUUUGAAUACAUGAAAUACUCUACCAUUCACUGUCUCUUCCUGUUGGUUGCAGGAGGGUUAUACAUUUAAGCUAUCAGCUAUCAAGAGCCUUUUUUCUAAUUUUGAAGAUGGGGAACGUUUUCAAAAAUCUGGUCAGAAAUCUUAGAUUUUAUCGCAGUUACUCGAAUUGAGUCAACUCUUUUGAUUAAUCCCCAGACUUUAGAGUAUGUUGCCGCAAAAUUGAGUCACGGUAAAAAGUAAGACAGUGUGCCGAGUUUUUCUGUUGAAUAAGCUCUUAUCAGGACUGGUAUCACCAAUAAAAUUUUGUUUUCACCAAGCAAGGAAUCCAGGAGAUUAACUUGAAUGAAUCAGAUUCCCUCAUCAGCAAGUGAACGAGGUAUGUGCCAACUAAGACAAGACAGAGCUAGCUUUGUAAUUGGCUGGAGACAGAAUUUCUAGAAGGCAGGCAUUCCCUAUGAGACAAAAUUGGAAAUUCCAGCCUAGUGCGCUUCUUUCAAGGUAUUUUCCGCUUGAGUGCAGUUCGCAGGACCGAUUAUAACUCAGUUAUAACUUAUUCUGUAAUACCUCAGUUCUUUGAACUAAUUCAUUCCAAAGUUCUGUGAACUGCAUCCGUGCAGACAAGGCAUAAGAAAAAAAAAUGAAAGCUCAUCAAUCAAAGUUCAUCUUCAGGGCAACGAUUUCUGUGUUCUAUUUUGAUCUGUAUAUAUUUUAUUAUCCAUGCAUAAUGAACUUGAUGAAUGAGGAUUCUCAAUACUUUCUAUAAUUUUCUCUGCAGUUACUAUCCAAUGAAUCAUUCAACAAAGCUUGUAAAAUCAAAUACUAUUGCAUCUCUUCUUUCUAGAUUUAUUCAUGCUUUCUUUACUGCAUUUUACGGUUGCACUUUGAGCUCAAUAUAGUUAGAAGCCGGUUGAUCUCAUAAAAUAGAAACUUAAAUUUGAGCUGUUGGAACUGAACAGGACAACGGUUUGUUGUUGACAGAGCUCAGCCCUGAGUUUUAUUUUUCAAGCAAGUCCUUUUUGACUAAGUUGUCGAUGUGAACAAAAUUCCUAUCCUUGCAACAACUAUCUUAAGUGAAAUUUUUCAUUGUUAUUUUUUAUUAUACUUAGUGUUUAUUGUAUAUUUUACAGUCGCAUGUAUAAUUCUUUAUUUUAUUUUUAUAUUUUCUUUUUGACAGCAAUUUUGUAAGUAGAAGAUUUAUUUUAUUUUAUAAUUACGUAAAGUAUAGUUUCGACUCCUACCCUUAUAAUAUGCAAUUAUCCAAACUUUUUCCGAAUAUGAAGUCUGACAUUGUAUUUUAAAGUUAUACAUUUAGUCUUUUGCAUAAGGUCCAGUAUUUGUGUGUGAAUUGUCAAAUGGUUGCAGGUCUUAUCUGCUUUCAUAUAUUUGAUGACAAGAAGUUCGUGCACAAUUUAAAUAUGAUUAUUCUUGCUUCAAUACGGAAUUAAGCAUCCAUGAAAGUGAUAUUAUUUUUAUUCUAUCCUUAAUUUAACUCCUAAAAUGAAUUUUCGUUUCUUUUUAAUUUUAAUAAUUUUUUUACGUACACAAUUUUUAGUUAAUAUUGUCUUUCUUUUUACUUAAAUUAAUUAUCUGUACACAAAGAAACAACCAUAAAAUGCAUUUAAAAUUUAAACACAUUUAUUCUCCAUGCAUACUCACCCACCAACUCAUUUAGGUUUUUUAUUAUUAAUUAUUAUGACUCUGGUAUGUUAUAACAGAAAUGAGUACUUCAUCAAUGUAUACAUGUAAGCAAGUUCAGUGUUUAUAAUCUACUAUCUGGGCUAGCCUGUAAAUAAUAAAAUUAUGGUGAUUUAUUGCCUUUUUUAAUUAUUUAAAA